UGGUCAUGUGAUGUGGGAUAGCUGCCUUCCCGGGCAGUGAAGGCAAAGGCUGUGAUGGCGGCGAAUGUGUUGACUUGGGUACAGACCGGGACGCAGUGGGCCCUGGCGAUCUGGCGAAUGCCGUGGCUACCGCUUUUGCUGAUGGUGGCGGCGGCGGCUGCGGAGCAGCAAGUACCGCUGGUGUUGUGGUCCAGUGAUCGGGACUUGUGGGCUCCAGCAGCCGACACGCACGAGGGACACAUCACCAGCGACAUGCAGCUUUCUACCUACCUAGAUCCCGCCCUGGAACUGGGUCCCCGGAAUGUGCUGCUCUUCCUGCAGGACAAGCUAAGCAUUGAGGAUUUCACAGCAUAUGGUGGUGUGUUUGGAAAUAAACAGGACAGCGCCUUUUCUAACCUGGAGAAUGCCUUGGACCUCGCCCCUUCCUCAUUGGUACUUCCUGCUGUCGACUGGUAUGCAGUUAGCACUCUGACCACCUACCUGCAGGAGAAGCUUGGGGCUAGUCCCCUGCAUGUGGACCUGGCCACCCUUCGGGAGCUGAAACUCAAUGCCAGCCUCCCUGCCCUGCUGCUCAUCCACUUACCCUAUACAGCCAGCUCCGGUCUGAUGGCGCCCAGGGAAGUUCUCACAGGCAAUGAUGAGGUCAUUGGGCAGGUGCUGAGCACACUCAAAUCUGAAGAUGUCCCGUACACAGCAGCUCUCACAGCUGUCCACCCUUCCAGGGUGACCCGUGAUGUAGCCAUGGUGGCUGCUGGGUUAGGCCGCCAGCUGCUUCAAACACAGACAGCAGCACCAACUGUGGUCCAUCCUCCUGUGGUUUAUAAUCGCACUGUGCCACGGAUUUUGUUCUGGGCCCAGAACUUCUCUGUGGCAUACAGUGGCCAACUGGAGGACCUGACCCACCUCACCUUUGGGGUGCAGGACCUCAACCUGACUGGCUCCUUCUGGAAUGACUCCAUGGCUUGGCUUUCACUGACCUACGAACAGCUCUUCGGUACAGUGGUGACAUUCAAGUUCAUCCUGAGUAACCGAUUCUACUCAGUAUCUGCCCGACACUGGUUUACCAUGGAGCGCCUCGAAAUCCACAGCAAUGGCUCUGUUGCUUCCUUCAACACUUCCCAGAUCACAGGACCCAGCAUCUACUCCUUCCAUUGUGGGUAUGUCAGCAGUGCUCGCAAGAGUGGCAACCUCCUCGUGGCGGCCACGGAGCCCUCCCUCUGGCAUAUUACUCUUCAGGACUUCCAGAUCCAGGCUUUCAAUGUGACAGGUGAGCAAUUCUCCUAUGCCAGUGACUGCGCCGGCUUCUUCUCCCCUGGCAUCUGGAUGGGGCUGAUCACCUCCCUCAUCAUGGUUUUCAUCUUUACCUACGGCCUGCACAUGAUACUCAGCCUCAAGACCAUGGAUCGCUUUGAUGACCAUAAAGGCCCCGCCAUCUCUUUAACCCAAAUUGUGUGAGCUGUGGCACGGAGAUGGUCACUUUCUCACCCUGUGGAUCCCCUUUUCCUACGUACGGAUAGCAUGAAUCUCCUAUUGCCCUCAGCCUGUCUUGCUUCCUCCUCCACUUGCUGAGGGCUUUUCCUGGGGCUGCCCCACCAUUCCUAUCAAGAUGUAUAUAUUCUGCAUAGACCUGAAGACAGCUCUCAGAUUCAGAGUCCUAAAGUGUAAGGGACAUUAGUGCUAGGGUCUCAUUUCUUAUUUAUUCUGUCGGUCCACCAUUGUAAGUGCAUUGUAAGUGCUUUUUGUGUAGGUGUAGCGUAUGCUUCCUUCAGAAACUUUCUGGGACUCUGCUGCAGCCAGAAGCCUGAGGUUGUUUGUGAGUUUGGGAGCGUGUGGAAAUACUACUCAACUGUCUGCCUAGCUCGGCUAGCAUCAUAAUUUUUAUUUUUGUGAUGUGAUAAGAAUAAACAGUACAUCUGAUUUCUUUCUGUGGCCUGAAAAAGGGACCUUCACGACAGGUGGGCUGAGUGUGCUCACUGGGUGUCUGUCAUGUUCCCACUAGGAGUGCCUGGCAGGAGCUUGGGGUGCUCUUAUUAUUCCCUUCCUAAUAAAAAUAAGGUCAGAUCACCA
This is a messenger RNA of Dipodomys spectabilis (banner-tailed kangaroo rat), 2067 nucleotides long. It is a transcript of the gene Atp6ap1, whose product is annotated as ATPase H+ transporting accessory protein 1. The transcript has 10 exons. Bases 55 to 1455 code for a protein of 466 amino acids. NCBI's taxonomy places the organism in Eukaryota, Metazoa, Chordata, Mammalia, Rodentia, Heteromyidae. The record is from RefSeq and is a predicted model, not a curated record. Gene Ontology annotation, cellular component: proton-transporting V-type ATPase complex.